CGGUUUGGCAACGUUCGUCAGCGCUGCUGGUUGUCCCGACGACCCACCUUUUUGCGCCGGUACCGAAGAACUGUUUCAAUUAAUGUUUCGAAAGGAUCUCGAUAAGAUGCAGGGAUUUGAUCAGUCACUUCGAUAUGAUUAG
This is a messenger RNA of Acaulospora morrowiae, 142 nucleotides long. The record is from the annotation of a GenBank genome assembly. NCBI's taxonomy places the organism in Eukaryota, Fungi, Glomeromycota, Glomeromycetes, Diversisporales, Acaulosporaceae.